This is a messenger RNA of Talpa occidentalis (Iberian mole), 1222 nucleotides long. It is a transcript of the gene PTX4, whose product is annotated as pentraxin 4. The record is from RefSeq and is a predicted model, not a curated record. Lineage: Eukaryota; Metazoa; Chordata; Mammalia; Eulipotyphla; Talpidae.
UGGCCCCACCCUGCCCCACAGUCCCACACGAUCCAGGAGGUGACGCUGGCGCUCGGGCAGGCCCUCGCCAGCAGCUACAACCUGACCCACGACAUGGACACCUGGCUCCGGAGAGCCAGGCCUCAGCGCAGGGCCACCUGGGCCUCCUCAAGACCUGAUGCGGAAGACGCAGCACAGAGGCCAGAGGGUUGGCGCCCGGCUGCAAGCCCAGGACACCACCCUGCGUGCGAGGAGCCAACAGCAGGUUUAGGAGCGGGAGGAGCGGGAGGCCCAGCGGGCUGCCCUGGCCGGCCUGACCUUGGACAUGCAGGCCCUGCAGGACUUGCUGGCUCAUCUGACGCACCUUGUCCAGGCCCAGGGCGCUGGGCUGGCCGCUCUCCUGGAGCAGCUGCUCCGCCCUGACUCCCCUGGCCCCGGGCUGACCCCAGCCCCGCCAAGAGACACAGGAGCCCCCAGGCCCAGACAGCCAGAGGACACGGCCCCCCAAGAGCCCAGGAUAGAUGCAAGCCCCCUGCUUGUCUUCCCCAAUGCCUCUGCUGAGAACGCAGUCUUCCUGUGCCCGGCUUCCACGCGGGCUGCGGCGCUGUCCAUCUGCAGCUGGGUGCCCACGGCCGCCGGCCACCUGGGCACUCUCCUCUCCUACGCCACAGUGGACAAUGACAACAUGCUGGUGCUGCAUGGCCGCCGCUCACUGCCCCCCAGCAACCUGCACUUCGUGAUCGGGGACCCGGCCUUCAGGGAGCUGCCCCUGCAGCCGCUGCUCGACGGCCACUGACACCACAUGUGCGUCACCUGGACGUCCGUCCUGGGCCGAUAACGGCUCCACGUGGACUGCAGGCUCGUGGCCGCCAGCUCCCGCUUCCAGGAGGGCUACAAGAUCCCGCCCGGAGGGUCCCUGGUGGUGGGCCAGGAGGAGCAAGACAGCGUGGGGGGCAGCUUUGACAACAUGGAGGCCUUUGUGGGCAGCAUGGCCGGCUUGGCCAUCUGGGACCAGGCGCUGGUGCCUGGGGAGGUUGCCGACCUUGCCACCGGGCGGGAGUGCCCAGCGGGCGCCAUCCUGACACUGGCCAGCACCGCCUCGGUCGGGGGGUUUGUGCAGAGGAUCGCCUGCCCCUGCCUGGAGCUGUCCCUGAGGCCUGGCCCCUCACCACUGCGGGUGUGCCCUGGGCCGCCAGGAGGAGCCAGCCGCCUGCCAUCCCGAUGCCCUGAGGGCCAGACAUGA